AAAGCAAUUCCAAUGCCGGAUACCUCAGCAGAUACAGUGGCAACAACAUUCUAUUCGCAGUGGAUUUCAAGAUUUGGUUCUCCUAUUACAAUUACAACUGAUCAAGGAACAAAAUUUGAAAGUCAACUAUUUGAAGCGUUAACCAAAUUAGUCGGAGCAAAAAGAAUUAGAACAACAGCAUAUCACCCUGCAUCAAAUGGAAUGAUAAAAAGAUGGCAUAGAUCACUUAAAACAGCAAUAAUGUGCCAUGAAGAAAAAGACUGGGUAGGAAUACUACCAACAGUGCUCCUUGGUCUACGCACAAGCCUAAAGGAAGAUAUAAAAGCUUCAGCUGCGGAAUUGGUAUAUGGUGAAAACAUCAGACUACCAGGAGAAUUUUUCCUCAGCGAAGAACUAUUACAAGAUCCACACAUACCGAUACCCACAGCACACCAUACCAAAAAGAAACAUUUUAUUCAGGAUAGGUUGUAUACAUGUACGCACAUAUUUUUAAGGGUCGACGCUGUAAAAAAAACCAUUAGAAGCGCCUUACGAAGGUCCAUACGAAAUUAUACAAAGAAUUACAGAUAAUAUUUU
This is a messenger RNA of Polistes dominula (European paper wasp), 576 nucleotides long. RefSeq names its product retrovirus-related Pol polyprotein from transposon 412. Gene Ontology annotation, biological process: DNA integration. NCBI's taxonomy places the organism in Eukaryota, Metazoa, Arthropoda, Insecta, Hymenoptera, Vespidae. The record is from RefSeq and is a predicted model, not a curated record. Gene Ontology annotation, molecular function: nucleic acid binding.